UUCUAUUAGACAGGCAUCAGUACCUAAUGUAUUUUUAUGCAUUUUUACCUUCCUGCUCUGAAGACUGCAAUGUGUCUUGCAAGUACUCGUGGGAUGAGCUGCAGUCUCUUUGUAGGAGACAGAAAUUAGUGUGCAAGCAGCUGGCUGUGACUGAGGACAACUUCAAUGACUAUGUUGUGGACUAUCUGUGUAAUUAUAGAAAAAUACGUACUAUGUCCCUGUGUAGGGUCAGGAGUUUUUCCUGGAAUGGUUACUCGGAGUCAGAGAAUACAUGGGAACUGCACAAAAAUAUUAAAUGCCCCAGACUCCUCCAGCAGUUCUGGCAGGAUAUGCGUUUAGCACUGCUUCGUGCUAAUAUGCCUCUGGACUCAAGCUCACUGGAUGCCUCUGCAGUUUCCUUCAUCCACGAGAGGGCCAAGCAGCGGAUGAAGCUGCGGCGCUGGGAGGAAGAGCUGAACCGAACCUGUCAGCACAAGGGGAGCAUCUUUGUUAGGAAUGACGUGGACCUGGACAGCCCUCCCAAAGACUUCACCUACAUCAACAACAAUAAGAUUGCGGGAGGUGUAGAGUUCAAUGAAGCAGCAGUAGGGUGUGAAUGCACAGACUGUAUUAAAGCGCCUGUAAAUGGCUGCUGUCCUGGAGCAUCCGAUAACUGUACAGCGUAUAAUGAAAACAUGCAGGUGAAAAUCAGGCCAGGUAUGCCCAUCUAUGAGUGUAACUCACGGUGCCAGUGUGGGAUAGACUGCAGGAACAGAGUGGUGCAGAGGGGCAUGCAGUAUGACUUGUGCAUUUUUAAAACAGUUAAUGGAAGAGGAUGGGGUGUGUGCACACUCGAGAGAAUUCCCAAGAACUCUUUCGUCAUGGAGUACCUUGGAGAAGUCAUCACCUCAGAGGAGGCUGAGAGAAGAGGACAGAUGUAUGAUCAGCAGGGUGUCACCUACUUGUUUGAUCUGGAUUACGUGGCUGAUGUCUUUACUCUGGAUGCUGCCCACUAUGGAAAUAUUUCCCACUUUGUCAACCAUAGUUGCGACCCAAACUUGCAGGUGUAUAAUGUUUUCAUCGACAACUUAGACGAACGAUUUCCCAGGAUAGCUUUCUUUGCAAGACGAGCAAUAAGAGUGGGAGAAGAGCUCACUUUCGACUAUAAAAUGAGAAGUAAGCAUGUGACACUUUAGUAGCACUGCACUUGUUGGAUUUUUCAUAGUAAACAUAUCU
This is a messenger RNA of Ictalurus furcatus (blue catfish), 1215 nucleotides long. RefSeq names its product SUV39H1 histone lysine methyltransferase a (gene suv39h1a). NCBI's taxonomy places the organism in Eukaryota, Metazoa, Chordata, Actinopteri, Siluriformes, Ictaluridae. Gene Ontology annotation, cellular component: nucleus. The transcript is spliced from 4 exons. The coding region runs from base 27 to 1175 and encodes 382 amino acids. Gene Ontology annotation, molecular function: protein binding; zinc ion binding; histone H3K9 methyltransferase activity. The record is from RefSeq and is a predicted model, not a curated record.